Messenger RNA from Triticum urartu, 1594 nucleotides. The record is from RefSeq and is a predicted model, not a curated record. Lineage: Eukaryota; Viridiplantae; Streptophyta; Magnoliopsida; Poales; Poaceae.
AUCGUCGGGGGCUUCGAUCGGGAGACUCAGGAGCGGGACCGGCUGGGAGUUCGAUCGAGAGGGCUGGCUGGGGAGAUCCGAUCGGGAGGGCCGGCUGGAGAUCUUCGAUCGGGAGACUCAGGAGAUCGAGGACGGGGGCUUCGAUCAAGAGGGGAUGAGACAGGCGGCUGGGAAUCGGUAGCACGAGUUGCAACGUGCUGACAAAAUUAACCUAGCUCUGAUACCAUGUUAGGAAUAUGCAACUUGUAUUCCCAUGAGGCCAUAGGCCGAUAUAUAUAUACAUGUACAGGUGUGGAACAUAUGCAGAAAACCCCUUAUACAACGGGAUAAAUACAAAGGGAUACAUGACUUAUAUUAUAACUCUAACACAAGUCAACUCUGCCUGCCAGACGUAGAGAUCUAAGCCGAAAAAUUGGACGAUAUUCAGUGCCUUGGAAAUACAUAUAAAAAAUCUCCAACUUGGAGAAACAGAAAACAAGAUCUUAGUUGAUGCGAUGCAUGGAUAUGCUGGCAAUGGCAUCAAAGAAUCUUGAAAGGGUGUCACAAAACAGGACACUAUAUCAUGGCAUGCAAUCCAUCGCUUUCGGCCAGCCACGCGGCUUUGAAGCCACAACUGCUCACAAAGGGAAAAUUCAAUAAUGCGUUGCCCUCCACAAUCCAGACGGUAAGAAAUUACCACUGCAGUCUUGUUUCAAUUAUUUCAUGAGUCCUCUAGUCCAUUGAAUGUGAAUAUUGUUUCUCUUGACAUGAUGAUUUUUUUUGUAUACCUCUGAAGAUGACAAUCAUAUAUUUACAUUCGUACAGGGACAGAACUUUUUUUCUGAUCAACAAGAGAUGGAGGAGACAACAAAUACAAGAAUCUAUACAUAAUGGACGCAGAAGCCGGGGAGAACGCUGGUGAAGCGGAACAGAUAACAGAUGGCGAUUGGACUGGCACACACACACUGCCAAUGAUCUCGGAACAGAGACUGGAUCGUGUGUUCUCAUCAAACCAUGACAGGCCUGCAGAUGCGCCGGAGCGCGACCAUGGCCUAGACCCCGGGCACGUGAACCAUCCAGUCUUCAGUCCAGAUGGGCAGAGCAUCGCGGUGACAUCGGACCUUGCUGCGGUGUCCACUAACCCAAUGUCGCCUCCAAUCUUCUUGCACUCGGUGAGGCCCUAUUGUGACAUCUUCACCGUUGAUAUCGACCCUGACGACAUGGAGGAGAACCAGGAUGUGGAGAAGUUUGCCCGUGUCAUGCAUAACAGAUACGAGAACUCUACUCCUGCCUGGUCCGUGUUCUCGACUCAUGACCCGCAUGCACAGUGGAACCUCCUUGUCAUGGAGGAAAGUUACACCCCGUCGUGCCCGUAUGCAAAUUGACGGAGGUGAAAGUUGGCACAUGACAGGCCAGAUAGCGUCCUGAAAAAGUUCUGUUUCUUGCUCGUUUGGGAUUCAUUGUUUGAGAUGUAUCUGGAAUUUCUGUUUGGAUUGCUGUUGAACAUUUGCAUUUUACACAUUUCAUCUUGAUGUAAUGAGACUUCAGAGUUUUAUACGAGGAUUCUGAAUUGAGUACUCAGACAAGUUUCAGAGAAGUGUUCGUUUUCAUCACA